GGUGAUACUACAAACCAUACUUUCACUGGUGACUAUAACUUUUCCUCACCUUACAAUCCCUCGAAAAAUCAGAACUAAGGAUUAUGUAUAUAUGUAUAUAUAUUAAUUCAAGACCCAAUCCAACCUUUUCUCCAAGCAAAUGGCGUUGUCUCUCUUCCCAUUUCUACCUUGAGAUUCCAAUUGAAAUCCCUAAUUCCCAAAAUCCUAACCCUAAUAUCACCUCACUUUCUUUAUAAUUUAAAGAUUCUCUCGCUUUUGAUUUUGGUAUUGAUUUGGUAGAUGGCCCGUGGUGAUUCAGCGACUUCACUAGCUCCUGGGUUCCGAUUCCACCCAACUGAUGAGGAACUUGUUCGCUACUACCUCAAACGGAAGGUUACUAAUAAACCCUUCCGGUUCGAUCCGAUCGCUGUAGUCGACAUCUACAAAACUGAGCCAUGGGAUCUCCCAGGUAAAUCAAAGUUGAAGAGCAGGGAUUUAGAGUGGUACUUUUUUAGUAUGCUGGAUAAGAAGUAUGGCAAUGGUUCCAAGACAAACCGGGCCACAGAGAAGGGAUACUGGAAGACAACUGGGAAGGACCGGCCUGUCCGCUGGAACUCACGAGCCGUGGGGAUGAAGAAGACCCUUGUGUACCAUCUUGGGCGGGCUCCACGUGGUGAGCGUACCAAUUGGGUAAUGCACGAGUAUCGCCUUACUGAUGAGGAUUUGGAGAAAGCUGGAGUUGUUCAAGAUGCAUUUGUGUUGUGUAGGAUUUUCCAAAAGAGUGGAACAGGGCCAAAGAAUGGAGAACAGUAUGGGGCACCAUUUGUUGAGGAAGAAUGGGAUGAUGAUGAAGUGGUGGUUGUAUUACCUGGUGAGGAGAUGGUGAUGGCUGAUGAAGUAAUACUUGGUGAAGAUGUACAUGUGGAAACUAAUGACCUUGAGCAGAAUUUUGAGGGUGGAGUUGUGUCUGAAAAUGCUGCCCUUUCUGUGAACUACUACCAUGGAGAAACAAGCAACUAUGUGGAGCACUCUGGAAACUUCAGUGGAGAUGAUCAAAAGCCUAUAAUUGACCAGGGGGAAACUCAGUAUGGUUCUGAUCUUCCAGAUGACCAAAACUUAUUCAGUUUACCUGGACAAUAUGAGAUUGAUACAAAAUCAGUAAGACAUGAAUAUAUUGCUGAAUCUAGUAACAGUGCUAAUACUGCUGAUGACAAUUUCCUGCUUGAUGAGCCAUUCUUGGAUGCCAUUGACAAUCCUUUAUCCAGUGAAGGAUUAUUCCUGGAAGCUAAUGAUCUUUCAAAUCCUGUGGAGCCAGACUCUACUGGAGAUUCUACUGUUUUUGACAUGGUUGACGAGUACCUCAAUUUCUUUGAUGCUAAUGAUGACAAUCUGACUUUUGAUCCUUCUGAACUUGGGUGCGAAAAUGCUGUUUCCGAUCAAGCUUCUCUACCUGAGAAGGAUGUAAAUGGAGGAACUGAGGAAGUGCCAACAGCAAUCCAAAAACUAUUAGCAACACACAGUAACACUGAUGCAUCCCCCUCAAAGCAACAAAUGCCAGAGGCAACAAAGAUUGACUCAGAUAUGAACUAUCCGUUCAUGAAGCAGGCCAGUCACAUGUUGGGCAGCAUUCCUGCACCUUCUGCGUUUGCUUCUGAGUUCCCUAUCAAGGAUGCAGCUCUACAGUUAAAUGCGGCCCAACCAUCCAGCUCAAUUCAUGUUACUGCUCGUGUCAUUAGAAUAGAAAGCAUUACUUUUAGUAGCAGUGGUACAGACUGGUCAUUUAGCAAGAAUGGGAAUGUCAAUGUCAUCCUCUCUUUUGGCAUGUUGCAAGACAAUAUUAGUACAACUCCAACCAAUUUGGUGCCAUUGGGGAGCUUAUUCACAGGCAAGACAUGGUCUCUGAUGUCGCGGAGCUGGUUCUCCCUGAUGUGCUUCUGGGUCCUAAUUGUUUCAGUGAGCAUUAAAAUUGGAAUCUGUGUUUGUAGCAAGUAACUUACAUGGUCAAUGAAGUUGCCUGGGAGACAAUGAAAACUGUUCCCUCUUCUCUAGGUUGAAUUUUCUUUGCGGAUUGGUUAAUCCUUAAUCCCCAUUAUAGGUUUCUUAGGACAGCAAACUAUUACAGAUUCUUUAUGUUAACUGGCAAACCUGAUGGUGUGUUUUAACCUACAUUGGUUCAUUGUAAUUUUACACGUUCAGUAAUUGUAGGGUAAGAAUUCUAUCUACGAAUAUGUAUAAACAGAAUUUAACUGUUUGGUGCAGUAUUAUAGAUAGUUUGUGAUCA
Hevea brasiliensis (rubber tree) is the source of this 2260-nucleotide messenger RNA. Its product is annotated as NAC domain-containing protein 78-like. The coding region runs from base 280 to 1971 and encodes 563 amino acids. Gene Ontology annotation, biological process: regulation of DNA-templated transcription. The transcript has 6 exons. NCBI's taxonomy places the organism in Eukaryota, Viridiplantae, Streptophyta, Magnoliopsida, Malpighiales, Euphorbiaceae. Gene Ontology annotation, molecular function: DNA binding. The record is from RefSeq and is a predicted model, not a curated record.